Molecule: messenger RNA, 555 nt
Organism: Penicillium malachiteum
Lineage: Eukaryota; Fungi; Ascomycota; Eurotiomycetes; Eurotiales; Aspergillaceae
Exons: 1
Coding region: 1-555 (184 amino acids)
Source: RefSeq, a predicted model, not a curated record
AUGAAACCCCUUCGCAAACCUAUCGCUGCUGCAAAUCGUGAUGAUACCUCAAGCGUCUACAGUAGAUCUCCUGAUACCGCUCAGUAUGAUCAGCCGCCAAUUAUGCUUUCCCCCUUACCGAUCCAAAUAUCCAUUCCAGAGAUCACCCCGCUUGAUCACCAAAUUGCUAUGGCAGGGGGCUGUACGAUGGCCCUGGAGCUGACCCGGUCACGUCUCCACAUGUCCAAGCAGCAACCAACGCAGCCACUUGCCGGGGCAAAACGAACAUUGUUGCGUCAGCUCGAGCAACAACGUUUCGAAAAUGACUUUUACCGCGACUGCUUCCGAAACUUACACUAUCUUGUGGUGUCUACCAUGGAUUUGAUGCACAGUCUGGCUCUGCGAUACCAUUUCCAGUCAGGAGCAGGUCCACAAGAUCCACGCUUAAUCCGUUCCAUUGUGUCACUCCGACUGGCGGUGGAUAAGUCUCGUGCGGAAGAGAACCAGGCAGAAUGCGAGUGGAAACAAAAAUGGGAUGUACCUAAUAGUCCGAAAGCAAAUACCCGUUGGUUGUGA